Molecule: messenger RNA, 315 nt
Organism: Symbiodinium pilosum
Lineage: Eukaryota; Dinophyceae; Suessiales; Symbiodiniaceae
Source: the annotation of a GenBank genome assembly
AUGUUGCUGAUAUUCGGCUGCUACUUUCACCGCCACCGCGGCAGCUACCACUACCUCCAGUGCGACCUGCAGCCGGCAGAGCGUAAGCAGAGCGAGUUUGCCCCAGAGCUGGAACCUGACCCAGAGUUCAGCCGCUCCAGCACUGAAGAGAGCAAGUCGCUGGCAGUGCCACUCUACAAGAAGGAUGCCAAGGACGGCAUGCAGAAGCUGCACCCGCAGACCAUCUUUCGUUUCAUCGAGGACCAGCCUGCUGUAGCCGCAUCAGCUCUCGUUGCCAUGACAAGUGCCGUGAUUGCUCUGCGAAAGUCCUUGUGA